AUGCCUCCAGUGGAUAUAACUUUUGUGUGGCCUCGGAGUAUAGAGGAUAUACCUAGAGCAUUAUGGACGUUGCAUCACCAAGCAAGGCUUUACCUUCUAGUAAAGUACUUUUCGUCCAAUGAUAAAUUAUGGGGAUUGGUAUACCUAUUAAGAGAUCUAUUUUUCAUUUAUCUUGUAUACACACGGUUAGCUGAUGUGGCGAGGGUGGUUUGGGGCUAUGGCGUCAUUGGCUCGUUGAGGAAACUAUACAGAACUGUAUGUGCGCUGGUUUCAUCUAGAGUCUUGUCUCUACCGUUUAUCAAGAGCAAAAUCGACAAGGAGUUAAAUAGCACAUUGCAAAAGAUCGAAAAGGAGCUUAUGAAGAACAGCGAUGAUCUACAGCAGUUUGCGGAAUUGCCAUCUCACGGGUUAUCCAAGGAGGAUACUAUUUCGGAGUUGGUCAAAUUGCAACAGAUGAAGCAUUGUGAUUGGAAUAACGGGAGGGUUAGCGGCGCCGUAUACCAUGGCGGAGGGGCAUUAUUGCAGUUGCAACUGGAAGCUUACCACAAGUAUAGUGUUGCGAACCAAUUGCACCCAGAUGUUUUCCCCGGCGUUCGGAAAAUGGAAGCUGAGGUAGUGGCAAUGGUGUUGGCCAUGUUCAAUGGGCCAGAGGGUGCCUGUGGGUGCACGACAUCAGGCGGCACCGAGUCAUUGUUGUUGACGGGAUUAGCUGCAAGAGAGUACGGAAAAAGAUACAAGGGAAUAACCCGACCCGAGGUGAUUGCACCGGUAACGAUACACGCAGGGAUCGAAAAAGCAUGUUACUACUUUGGUAUGAAGUUGCACAAAGUGGAUUUGGACCCUGUCACUUUCCAAGUUGACGUAAGAAAAGUUAAACGAUUGAUCAAUAGGAAUACCGUGUUGCUCUGUGGGUCAGCUCCAAACUAUCCGCACGGUAUAAUCGACAAUAUCGAGGAACUCUCCAAGUUAGCAGUGAAAUACGACACCCCAUUACACGUGGACGCAUGCUUGGGAUCGUUCAUAGUACCAUUUUUGGAAUCAACAAAAGUGCAUGGUGAAGAUUGUAAGUUGCCGAUAUUUGACUUCAGGUUGCCAGGAGUCACGUCCAUUUCAUGUGACACGCACAAAUACGGAUUUGCGCCCAAGGGGUCAUCCAUAAUCAUGUACAGAAGUUCCAAAUUACGUGAAUGUCAAUACUACAUAUCGAGUGAUUGGACAGGGGGGAUGUAUGGAUCGCCCACGUUGGCAGGAUCGAGACCGGGCGCGUUGAUGGCAGGGUGCUGGGCGACCAUGGUGAGUAUCGGCAAGGAUGGAUAUAAGAAAAGUUGCGUUGAUAUAGUUCUGACAGCAAUGAAGUUCAAAAGGACAGUUGAAGAGGACCCAGUAUUGUCGGAGUAUUUGGAGGUUAUUGGUGACCCACUAGGUUCUGUUGUGUCGUUCAAAGUAAAGCCAGACAAGAUAUCGAGCUUGUCGAUUUACGGGUUGGGAGAUCUAUUGACCAAGAAAGGAUGGCACUUUUCAACAUUACAGAACCCACCGGCGUUACACUUUGCAUUUACUCGACUCACCAGCGCUGUUAUUGACGAGUUGAUCAGUGAUUUGGUAAGCUGUACAAAGGAAGCAGUAGAGAUUGGUAAAAAGGACAAGAAACAGCAAGGAGACACAGCAGCGUUAUAUGGAAUAGCAGGAAGUGUUCAUACGGCUGGGUUGGCCGACAAGUUGAUUGUUGGGUUUUUAGAUACAUUGUAUAAGAUAUAG
Messenger RNA from Lodderomyces oxycetoniae, 1758 nucleotides. RefSeq names its product sphinganine-1-phosphate aldolase. Gene Ontology annotation, cellular component: endoplasmic reticulum. The transcript has a single exon. Lineage: Eukaryota; Fungi; Ascomycota; Pichiomycetes; Serinales; Debaryomycetaceae. Gene Ontology annotation, biological process: sphingolipid catabolic process; carboxylic acid metabolic process. Gene Ontology annotation, molecular function: pyridoxal phosphate binding; sphinganine-1-phosphate aldolase activity. The coding region runs from base 1 to 1758 and encodes 585 amino acids. The record is from RefSeq and is a predicted model, not a curated record.